AGAUAUGGAACGGUGUGUGAGGUGUCCAGAUGAUAAGUAUGCCAACUUAGAGAAAACCCACUGCCUCCAAAGAGCUGUGUCAUUCCUNGCUUAUGAAGAUCCACUGGGGAUGGCUCUAGGAUGCAUGGCCGUGUCCUUCUCUGCCCUCACAGUGCUAGUACUAGUCACUUUUGUGAAGUACAAGGAUACUCCCAUUGUUAAGGCCAAUAACCACAUUCUCAGCUACAUCCUGCUCAUCUCUCUAGUCUUCUGUUUUCUCUGCUCAUUGCUCUUCAUUGGACAUCCCAACCAGGCCACCUGCAUCCUGCAGCAGACCACAUUUGGAGUAUUUUUCACAGUGGCUAUUUCUACAGUGCUGGCUAAAACAAUAACUGUGCUCAUGGCUUUCAAGCUCACUACUCCAGGGAGAAGGAUGAGAGGNAUGCUGGCANCAGGGGCACCUAACUUGGUCAUNCCCAUUUGUACCCUAAUCCAACUUNUUCUCUGUGGAAUCUGGUUGGUAACAUCUCCUCCCUUUAUUGACAGAGAUACACAGUCUGAACAUGGAAAGACCAUCAUUAUUUGCAACAAAGGUUCAGUCAUUGCCUUCCACUUUGUUCUGGGAUACUUGGGUUCCUUGGCUCUGGGGAGCUUCACCGUGGCUUUCUUGGCUAGGAACCUUCCUGACAGAUUCAAUGAAGCCAAAUUCCUAACAUUCAGCAUGCUGGUGUUCUGCAGUGUCUGGAUCACCUUCCUCCCUGUCUACCACAGCACCAGGGGAACAGUCAUGGUGGUUGUGGAGGUUUUCUCCAUCUUGGCUUCUAGUGCAGGUUUGCUAGGGUGCAUCUUUCUCCCAAAAUGUUGUGUUAUCUUAGUUAGACUAGAUUCAAAUUUUCUGCACAAGUACAAAGAUAAAUUGCAUUCUUGA
Molecule: messenger RNA, 907 nt
Organism: Mus pahari (shrew mouse)
Lineage: Eukaryota; Metazoa; Chordata; Mammalia; Rodentia; Muridae
Product: vomeronasal type-2 receptor 116-like
Exons: 1
Coding region: 5-907 (300 amino acids)
Biological process (GO): G protein-coupled receptor signaling pathway
Cellular component (GO): membrane
Molecular function (GO): G protein-coupled receptor activity
Source: RefSeq, a predicted model, not a curated record